AUGCCUGUUGAAAGAUCCGAGUAUCUCAGUUCCGUCUGGAAGGAUGGCAUCUUCAAUGGCCGUGUCGCAUUCGUCACGGGAGGUGCUGGCACAAUCUGUAGCGCGCAGACACGCGCCCUGGUCCAUCUCGGUGCGGAUGCUUGCAUCAUCGGACGCAACGUCGAAAAGACAGAUGCAGUAGCCAAGGACCUUGCCACGGCACGAAAGGGCGCCCGGGUCAUUGGCAUCGGCGGAUGCGAUGUGCGGGAUCCCGAGAGCCUCAACAAGGCCGCCGAGCGCUGCGUCAAGGAGCUCGGCGCCAUUGACUUUGUUAUUGCCGGUGCCGCUGGCAACUUUGUGGCCCCCAUCUCGGGCUUGAGCUCCAAGGGCUUCAAGUCGGUCAUGGACAUUGACGUCCUGGGCACCUUCAACACAAUCAAGGCCACCGUACCCUACCUCAUCGAGUCGGCCAAGCGAAACCCUAACCCGAGCAAGGAUGGCUUGACAGGCGGCAGGAUCAUCUUUGUCUCGGCCAGCUUCCACUACACCGGCAUGCCCCUCCAGGCUCACGUGGCCGCCGCCAAGUCAUCAGUAGACUCUCUCAUGGCCUCUGUCAGUCUCGAGUAUGGUCCGUACGGCAUCACCUCCAACGUGAUCUCUCCGGGCGCCAUUGCCGACACUGAGGGCAUGCGCCGACUUUCCGGAGGCAACAAGGGUGAUCAGUGGCAGAUUGCCGCCAGCGUCCCGCUCGCUCGCUGGGGCACGAUUCGCGACAUUGCCGACGCCACCGUCUACCUGUUCUCCGAUACGGGCAACUACGUCAACGGCGAGGUCCUUGUGGUGGAUGGUGCAGCCUGGAGACUGAAGACCGCCUCUGGACCUGGCACAGAUUCCUCUACCCAAUACCCCCAAUUCCUCCUUAACGGUGAGCUUGCAAAGUACGCAAAGGAUGCACGGGAUGGCCGCUCCAAGCUAUAA
Molecule: messenger RNA, 957 nt
Organism: Pestalotiopsis fici W106-1
Lineage: Eukaryota; Fungi; Ascomycota; Sordariomycetes; Amphisphaeriales; Sporocadaceae
Exons: 2
Coding region: 1-957 (318 amino acids)
Biological process (GO): fatty acid catabolic process
Molecular function (GO): 2,4-dienoyl-CoA reductase (NADPH) activity
Source: RefSeq, a predicted model, not a curated record